Neltuma alba is the source of this 1020-nucleotide messenger RNA. Its product is annotated as tropinone reductase-like 3. The transcript has 6 exons. The record is from RefSeq and is a predicted model, not a curated record. The coding region runs from base 47 to 814 and encodes 255 amino acids. Gene Ontology annotation, molecular function: oxidoreductase activity. Lineage: Eukaryota; Viridiplantae; Streptophyta; Magnoliopsida; Fabales; Fabaceae.
GGCUCAUCGGACUACUACGAAAGUCAUAGCCCCAGAAGAAAUAGAAAUGGACAAGUCGAAGAUCGGUAAGAGAUUUCAGGGUAAGGUCGCCAUUGUUACUGCUUCUACUCAGGGCAUCGGUUUCGCUAUAGCCCAAAGGCUUGGCCUCGAGGGUGCGUCUGUUGUCAUCUCAUCUCGUAAACAGAAAAAUGUAGAUGACGCUGCUGAGAAGCUCAGAGCUCAAGGAAUUGAAGUAUUGGCUCUUGUUUGUCAUGUCUCAAAUUCACAACAAAGGAAGAAUUUGAUAGACAAAACCGUACAGAAAUAUGGAAAGAUAGAUGUUAUUGUGUCCAAUGCUGCUACAAAUCCCUCUGUUGAUAACUUACUGCAAACCCCGGACUCCAUCCUUGACAAACAGUGGGAAGUAAAUGUCAAAGCCUCUAUAAUUCUUCUGAAGGAUGCAGUUCCUUACUUGCAGAAGGGUUCUUCUGUUGUUCUUAUUUCCUCUAUAGCUGGUUUUAACCCGCCAGCUGCAAUGGCUAUGUAUGGAGUGACCAAAACGGCCCUUUUUGGACUUACUAAAGCUCUGGCAGCUGAGAUGGCCCCAAGUACUCGUGUUAAUUGUGUUGCUCCUGGUUUUGUGCCAACUCAUUUUGCUUCCUUCCUUACCAAUAAUGAAGCUGUGAGGAACGAACUUGAAGGGAAGACAUUGUUGAAAAGGCUUGGGACAAUCGAAGACAUGGCAGCCGCCACCGCCUUCUUGGCGUCAGAUGAUGCAGCUUAUAUAACAGGAGAAACUCUGGUGGUUGCCGGAGGAUCUCCCUCCAGGCUUUAGCUUCAAUUUGUUGUCACGAUGUGCUUCUGUGGUUGGGUUAGUACAAGACUGGUCUCAUGCCCUUUUUGUUAAAUAAUGAAAUUAUAGCUGCAAAAAAGAAAUAAUGAUGAAUAUUUUCAUUUACUUUUAGUUAUGCACAUUCUGUUGGAAUAAUAACUAUAGGUGGGGUAUGAAGUGGUAUAGACACUUUAGUUCGUGAUAUGGAA